Molecule: messenger RNA, 2373 nt
Organism: Ostrea edulis (European flat oyster)
Lineage: Eukaryota; Metazoa; Mollusca; Bivalvia; Ostreida; Ostreidae
Product: programmed cell death protein 6-like
Exons: 7
Coding region: 181-1038 (285 amino acids)
Molecular function (GO): calcium ion binding
Source: RefSeq, a predicted model, not a curated record
AACUCCCUUUACAGGAAUCUUCAAUAUAGAAGUUACGAAACACCUUAGAAAAUGAAAAAUUGGAUGUUGAUCAACUUGAUGUAGUCAGUGUCUUGUGAUGAAUCAUUUAUAAGUUACACGUAUAGAUAUUCUUUAGGACCAUUACUAAAUACACAUUUAAAGUUUCAAGAGUUUUUCAAGAUGUCGUGGGGAGCCCCAGGUGCCAGACCUCAAUAUAGUGGCUAUGGACAGCCUCAAAGUGGAGGAUACAACCCAUCAGCUCCCCCUGGUGGUGGGGGUUAUGGUGCCCCUCCACAAUAUCAGCAGCAGCAACAGCCAGCACAAGGAUAUGGACAGCCCCCACCUCAGUAUGGUGGAGGAGGGUACCAGCAGCAAGGUGGCUACCAGCAGACACCCCAGGGAGCAGGGGGUUAUCAACAGCCUGGAUAUGGAGGGUACGGUGCACCUCCUUCCCAGGGAUAUGGGGGUGGCCCUGGAGGACCACCAGGGGGUUAUGGUCCUCCCCCACCUCCAGGAGUUUCUCAAGACGUAUGGAACAUGUUCCAGGCAGUAGACCAAGAUGGCUCUGGGAAAAUUACAUCAGUGGAGCUUCAAAAAGCAUUAAUGAAUGGAAACUGGUCACCGUUUAACCAUGAGACAUGUCGUCUAAUGAUCGGCAUGUUUGAUAACAACAAAGAUGGAACAAUUGAUGCCCAAGAAUUCGCAGCUCUAUGGAAGUAUAUCCAGGACUGGAAAUCCUGCUUUGAAAGGUUUGAUACAGAUAGAUCGGGUAACAUUGAUGCCAGGGAGUUACACACAGCCUUCCAGACAUUCGGCUAUAAUCUAUCCCCACAGUUCUGUGACACGGUUGUCAGAGUGUUUGACCGUAGGGGGUCCAGAAACAUCAAUUUUGACGACUUCAUUCAGACCUGUGUGAUGCUGAAGACAUUGACAGACAAAUUCCGAGUCAAGGAUACACAGCAGAGAGGGGUCAUAAAUAUUAGCUAUGAAGACUUCCUGGAAAUGGUUUUGGACAACACCAUCAUGAAUGUCAGGUGAUCAGACAAACGGUGGACUGUCCAGAAUUUGUGGCUUACCACCUCUUCAAACAGACAAAUACACUAUAUGAUAAUGUGACAUCGACAUUCUUAUCAAGUACUUGUAGUAGGAUAAUCUUUAUAAGAAAAUUUUCUUUAAUGGCUUCUAUUUUGCCUAAAUUUGAGUGCGAUAGCUACUGUUUAAGGUUUUAGAUAUUCAGAGUAAUGCUGGACAUAUUCUUCAAUAUGAAUGUACUGGUAUAUAUUUUUUAUGUAGAUUUUUCUUCAUUGUUUAUAAUAGGUAGUCCAGUACUGUUGACAUUGUAUACAAAAUGCUGCUGCUUUUAAUGACAACUUUAUCAUGUUUAGUUUGCUAUAUGACCAAAAGAUAUGAAUUGUACAGCAUUAAUGUUUCAAUAGCCAUAACAGACAUCUUGGAUCUGUUGAAACUGCUUGGUUUUUUUGUCACAUUACAACAAAUAUCCUUGGGAUUGAGUAACAGAUGUGGUGUUGAAACUCUUGUGAAGGGAUGAUUUAAUGUCUCGAGCCUUCCUCUCCUCUAUUUUACUAUUUCAACAAUCAUCAAAGUGUUUGAUUCUUGUUUUAUUUUACAAAUUUAGAAUUGUCUCUAUUUGAAAUGAGGAGUGUUGGAAUGGUGGUAGUGUUAGAAACAUGGCCUCCAUACCAGCUCUGGUUAGUAGGUUAACCCUUUACUAGAUCGGUAAAGCACUAGACUGUCAUACCUGAAAUCCCCAUACUUGUCACUGUUACAGAAUUAAAUCUUUUCUGUUUUCAGUAAUGCAACUUCAGAUAUUGACAAUGAAGUUAUGAAAUUAAUGGUUGUGAAAUAUGAUUUAUAAUGUGAAUAUUUAGAAUGAAAAGAAAUGAGACACAGCAUAUUUAUCUCCAAUAGAAAAAUAAGAGGUGGUCGUGGAUUCUUGAAUAUUAAUCAUUUUAAUUAAGUAUUAAUCAGCAUUAAAUAUUUUUACUAAUUUCUUCAUUAAUCUUUUCCAUUGUACAUUCCUUGUAAUUUUCUUUCAUCUCUAUAAUGAUAAAAUGCAUUUUUUCUGCAUUUUGACAUUUUAUUUUGCCAUAGGCAAUAUAUAUUGAUGCAUGCAGUUUGUCUGUUUGUAUGGUAAUUAUUCAUGUCUCUGGAAGCUGUCCAAAUGUAUUCAUUGUUCGCUAGUUAAUUUUGUAGUUCCAGUAGUACAAUUAUUUUUCCAAUUUUUCAUGUAUGUUUACAUAGUAUAGCAUAAAACAUAGCUACAGAAAUGGAUUAAAUGAAAAAUGAUCAGAAUAUGUGUUGUUUAUCAAAAGGGCUGUGUUAUAAGGAAUAAAAUAUGUUUGUCAUGUUGAA